Condylura cristata (star-nosed mole) is the source of this 1332-nucleotide messenger RNA. RefSeq names its product F-box and WD repeat domain containing 12 (gene FBXW12). The transcript has 11 exons. Gene Ontology annotation, molecular function: protein binding. Lineage: Eukaryota; Metazoa; Chordata; Mammalia; Eulipotyphla; Talpidae. The record is from RefSeq and is a predicted model, not a curated record. The coding region runs from base 1 to 1332 and encodes 443 amino acids.
AUGGCUGUCCAAUUGCCUGAGGUGCCAAUGCUGAGAAUCUUCUCUUUCCUGGACGUGUGCAGCCUGCUACAGGUUUCCCAAGUGAACAGGUACUGGAAUGAGGUUGCAGAGACAGAUUCCCUAUGGAGAAACCUGUGUGUGAGGAAGUGGAGCUUCUGCAACUUUUCACAUCAGUGCUUGGGAACAAAGACAUGGAAGCAGUUCUUCCUCACCCAAACAAAGCAGGAGCGGCGGAUGGCACUGGCACAGCCAGAGGACUUUAACUGCAAAGAAGCAACAGGAAACCUCGGAAUCUUAGGACCUAUGGCUUAUCUGUCAGGAAGUGGCCACACAAUGGAUGGACAAGAGAGGUCGGUCAUUUGUACCGUGUCUUCCAAACGCAUGUUGUAUGCCUGGGAUGUGCAACAGGGCAUUAUGAUCUGGUCAAGCCCAGUCCAAAAGUCUAGAAUCAUGAACCUCACAACCCUCCCUCAGAUGCACCUUGCGUUCACUGCAGAUUUGGAGGGAACUGUCAAAGUGUGGAAUUGUCAGGAUGGGGAUGCUCUGGCUACUUUCAACAUGCCUCGGGCCAGUUUCUCCUUGGAAGCUUGCCUUACUAAGUAUGGUUCAUUUCUUAUGGUGGGCAACGCUGACGGUGACAUCUACACAUUGACAGUACCUGAAUUAAGGAGCAUUUCUCAAGUUAAUGCAUUUAAAUACAGUGUUGAUUUUCUUCACUUCUCCCCUGAUAAGAAUUGGCUGUUUGCAUGUGGGACACAUCAGAACAUCUUGCCAAGGGUGUUUUUCACAAAAGCCUGCUGGGCUCCGAGAAGGCCAAACCGGAUAACACUAAUGUUCCGAAGGGACUCUUUCAAAAAGACAGGAUUCACCACCUUUGAUCUAACAGCUGUGAAGAAUGGGGACCGUUUUGUCAUCCAAGCAAACCAGAUUGCCAGUUUCCUGUUGCCAUCUCACAUGGAGAAUCCUGUUUGGAUGGGAGUCAGCGAUGGAAAUAUGAUUGCCUUUGAGAAUGGGCCAUACCUGUUUCUCUUCACCAUCAAUGGCCUCCUGCUGCAACGAUUUGAGAAUCACCGGAGGACCAUUGGCAACUUGUGGGCGGAUUCUGUCCACAUCCUUACCACAUCCACGGAUGACUCUCUGCAUGUAUACAUGUGGGAAGAAGAAGGACAUUAUCCAUACCUCAAAAGCUGCUGUCACCUGACACAGAAAGAGAAUGAUAAGACUCCAAGCUGCUAUGUCUCCAAAGCAAUAUGUGAUAAUGUGAGCAUAGUAUGUGUGGUGUCAAGAAUUCGUGGAUCCAGCAUUCUGGUGAUGUAUUCUUUGAAAAUGUAA